AACGUAUACAAAAAAUAUGUCUUGACAGGUUCGUUAUUACAUAGUAACUGAUUUGUAUUAUUUUAAAAUCCAAAAAAAAUAAAUUAAUCAUGCCGGCAGUAAUCGUCGGUCCUCCUCAACGUAGCGAACAAAUGUGGCGAGCAUUAAAAGCUCACAUUACAAGAGAAAGGCAACGGAAGAAACAAGAACAGGAAGCAGAUGCAGAAGAAGAACGGUUAAGGAAAGAAAGAGAACGGCAGCAAAAACAAGAUGUAAUGACUUUAGGUGAAACUAGAGAACAAAUAUCAAACCUAGAAAAUGAGCUUUCGCAAUUAAAAGAUGAAAAGCAUCAAUUAUUCUUGCAACUGAAGAAAGUUUUAAAUGAAGAUGAUAAUAGAAGACGGCAAUUAAUCAAAGAAACAAGUGUAUGUUCUGAAGUAUUAACAGCAGUAGGGGGAUACCCUGGAGCAGGCCCUAGAGUAGUUCAUCCACAAUUGUUUCUUCCUUUACCAAGAAGCAAUAGUCCACUUUACAAAGUAGCUGUAGGUGCACCAGCACAUACUUUAUUACCAACUGGGCCAUUAAAGAGGACACAUAGUCCAUCACCACCUCCAACAGCCUCCCCAUACCAUGCUGGUUAUGGAUACAAACCAACACCUUCAAUACCAAACUAUAAUCCUCCACCUUCCAAUGUUUGUGCCUGUAUAGAAUCUGAGGAAGCAGCUAGGAGAUCUGGCGAUUCCCGAGCUGUUCUCUGGAACAAAAAUAAUCAAUACUCCGCCUCCAAUUUUUAUUCAGCCCCUACUGGUCAAAGUGUUUAUAGUUAUUCUGCAUCAACAUCGCAACCGUCCCGCGAACCUGAACCAACUAAAUCGGUAUAUCUCUCAGGCAAUAGAGCAACGUUAUCGACACAUCAAUCUGCAUAUGUUACAAGUUUGCAUUCAUUGGACCACAAAGGUGCCUAUGCAGAAGAUAAAUUUUAUUUAAGGCCAAGUAGUCAUGUUACUGUUCAUGGCGGGGCUAUUCCAAUUCAGCAACCUCCACAGGGUGCUAAAACUGGAGGAAUUACAUCAGGAUAUCCAGUAAGACCACCGCAACCACCACCAGCUCCAUAUCCACCACCACCACCAGGUACAUAUGUUAGCGCUUCUGGUGCUAAUGUUCCUGGACGAUUGUUAUAUACCCAACCUGGAGCUCGUUAUCUCCAGAGAGAUGUUUAGAAUAUGACUGAUCACAGAUACUUUUGAGACAAACUGAGGUAACUGAUUGUAUUAUUUAUGUUUCACAACCAUCACCAUACAAUAUUAUUGAAAAAUAUUUGAAAAUGGGUAUAUUUAUCAAUUUCAUAAAAAUAUUGUAAAAAGAAAUAUUUUAUAUGUUGUUACCUAAACACUAUAGUACUUGUAAAAUGUAUAGUUACAAGAUCUAUAUGUCGGGUUUUCAUUAUGAGUAGGGUUAGGGGCGUGUAAUGAAUCUUUAUUAGGACUAGAUAUUAUAGUCAUGCAAUAAAGAAGAUAUUUACUGGUAUAAAUAUGAUGAUUACAGAAUUUGACAAUGAACCGCGGUUAUGUUUAGUGACUAAUCGUCACUUCGAGGCUAAGCUCAUUAUCACAAAUCUCGAGCAAAUAUAAUCGGAUUAAAUCCUAAGCAAUUAUUUGAGUACAGCUAUGAUAAACUUUAGACUAAAGUAUUGGGAAUUUUCCCAAAAUUUCCAAAGAGAAGGCACAGGUGUUUUUUCAUCUCCGACAUAUAGAUAUAUUCCAGACAGUAGGUGCAACAUUUUUAUUUGUAUAUAUACUUUAUUUUAUAUUAUAAACGAUUUUGCAGAUCACAGUAAAAAAUAUUCAGUUAUACAGCAAA
Bombus pascuorum is the source of this 1839-nucleotide messenger RNA. Its product is annotated as protein enabled homolog. The transcript has 8 exons. The record is from RefSeq and is a predicted model, not a curated record. NCBI's taxonomy places the organism in Eukaryota, Metazoa, Arthropoda, Insecta, Hymenoptera, Apidae. Gene Ontology annotation, molecular function: transcription coregulator activity. Gene Ontology annotation, cellular component: transcription regulator complex. Gene Ontology annotation, biological process: regulation of transcription by RNA polymerase II. Bases 90 to 1199 code for a protein of 369 amino acids.